Molecule: messenger RNA, 1811 nt
Organism: Cyprinus carpio (common carp)
Lineage: Eukaryota; Metazoa; Chordata; Actinopteri; Cypriniformes; Cyprinidae
Gene: xpa
Product: xeroderma pigmentosum, complementation group A
Exons: 7
Biological process (GO): UV-damage excision repair; nucleotide-excision repair involved in interstrand cross-link repair; nucleotide-excision repair, DNA damage recognition
Cellular component (GO): nucleotide-excision repair factor 1 complex
Molecular function (GO): damaged DNA binding
Source: RefSeq, a predicted model, not a curated record
GCGAUGUUGGUCUAGUGGCGCAAAACAUUCAAGAGGAGAAGAACACAACAACAUUGUUCAUUACACACCGCUUAUUAAACUGAAACGCCGGAUUUCAAGAUUUCAUUUAAUUUCUUCUUGGACCGACUAUAAAAACAGCAAAUAAAGUUUCUGACUGAUCAUGGAUGUGCCAGAAGCCAGGCAUUCUCAAGAUGAACCGCCGGAUGCUGCAAACUCUUCAAAUGAUUCCAGUGUGUCCCUAACACCACACAUGUUGGCCAAAAUUGAACGGAACAGACAACGGGCAUUAAUGCUCAGACAAGCCAGGCUUGCCAGUAGACCAUCUUCAGCUCCAGAAGGGGCUACAUGUGCUAAAGUGGCCAAAAUUAUAGACUCCGGUGCAGGCUUUUUUAUUGAAGAGGAGACAACAGAGGAUGAGCAACAGGAAAAGAGAGUGGUUGAGCAACCAGCCCCAGUGAUGGAGCCUGAUUAUUUGAUGUGUGAUGAGUGUCUAAAACCAUUUAUGGACUCGUAUCUCAGCAACAGUUUUGAUCUGUCAGUGUGUGAUAAAUGCAGAGACAACGAUGUGAAGCACAAGUUAAUAUCUCGCACGGAAGCCAAGCAGAAUUUCCUUCUGAAGGAUUGCGAUCUGGAUCAGAGGGAACCACCACUGCGAUUUAUUCUGAGAAAAAAUCCUCACAAUCCACGUUGGGGAGACAUGAAACUCUAUUUAAAGACACAGGUGGUCAAGCGCUCUCUGGAGGUGUGGGGUAGCUAUGAAGCACUCCAAGAAGACAAGAAAAGAAAACAGGAAAACACAAAAGCACAAAAGCAUAAACAAAAAAAUUAAAAAGAGCUGAGGCGAGCAGUAAGGAGCAGUAUGUUUAAGAAAGAUACCAGCAUUCAUCAGCAUGUUUACGGCCCCGAGGAGCUGCUAGACGAAGAGGAAGAUCUCUACAGGAAAGUGUGUCAAACAUGUGGGCACGAACUCACUUUUGAGAAAAUGUAAAUACGUCUUCGAGGUCUCACUGCUGUGGCUACUGUUCAGGAAAGAAGCAGGGUCCGGAUCCAGGCCAGCAGAGAGUAAUCCUGAUCUUGUUUCCGGUUCUCAACACAUUCUCUUGGAUUGCAGUCCAGGUACCAAUACAGUUUUGCAUCAGUUUCCACUUGAACCAGUUUGGAGUAUCUGAAACACCUAACCAACAUAUUGGUGCUGUUUUGCGUUUAUGCCUUCUGAAGUUUAGAAAUGUCAGCAUUACAGAAGUGUCAGAUAAGAUUAGAGUAUGUCGCUCUAGAUUUAGUCACAAGAGGGCACUGUAGAGCCACUUUUGUCAGAAAACUCUACUGCCAAAAUCAUAGAUGAUGUAAGGUUGAGUUCUUUGUCAUUUACGGGGGAACACACUGCUGAACAUACUCUGUAUCUGUGAAAUGGAGAAGAAAAUACAAAUUGUGAUCUUAAAUAUUACACCAUAUCACUGUGUAAUUAGUAUUUAGGAUGUGACUACCAAAAAUCUGCCCUCUCACUCUCCAACCUCUUCAAGUCCAGUGCCUGUUUGUUCGGUGAGAGAUAUUGAUGAUUCCAUAUGUAGACUAAGCGAUUCUCUCACGGUGUUGUGUUUCAGUCUGUCUGUGUGGCUAUUGAGAGUAUCAGACUUCCCAAUUCACAAGAAACCCGAAUGCACUCAUUCCUUAAUGGCCACUUUCUUCUUCACCUUUCAUGCCAAGGUUGGCUCCAUACAUUUUGCUGUAUUAGAAAUAAUGAAUUUGGUCUAUGAAAUGUUUGUUUAAAAAUAAUUUUUGGUGUGUUUGUAAUAAAUGUUUUUUUCAUAUUA